Molecule: messenger RNA, 1081 nt
Organism: Nelumbo nucifera (sacred lotus)
Lineage: Eukaryota; Viridiplantae; Streptophyta; Magnoliopsida; Proteales; Nelumbonaceae
Product: pathogenesis-related thaumatin-like protein 3.5
Source: RefSeq, a predicted model, not a curated record
CUUCCAUCUCCAUCUCAUUCCCCCAUCCCACGCAAAAAAUUUCGCUAAUUCCAGCAAGGCCGCUUGCUACUUGCGCAUCUAUUUAUAUAAAUAAAUAUAUCUUAAUCCCUCCCUCAGAACUCAGAGGUGACUUCCGAGAAGAGAUCCUAAUCAAAACAAGCUGAUGGAAUUCUGGAGAAUUGUUUCUUUGCUUCUAACACUCCUCCUGUUAGGAAGUGCAGCCUCCGCUACCUUGUUCACGCUCCAAAACCACUGCGCCUACAUGGUCUGGCCAGGAACAUUAUCCGGCAAUGGUGGUGCCGUCCUCGGAGAGGGUGGCUUCUCUUUGGCACCCGGUGCAUCGGUACAGCUCACCGCACCACCCGGAUGGUCUGGUCGAUUUUGGGCUCGCACCGGAUGUAACUUUCACGACUCGGGAAACGGUAAGUGCAUCACCGGAGACUGCGGUGGACUAAAGUGUGCGGGCGGUGGCGCACCACCCGUUACACUCGCCGAGUUCACCACCGGUGUCAGCGGCACUAACAAUAUGGAUUUCUACGACGUAAGCCUCGUGGACGGCUACAAUGUAGGUAUGGGAGUAAGGGCGUCGGGUGGGACAGGAGCCUGCCAGUACGCUGGUUGUGUUGCCGAUCUCAACCAUAGCUGUCCAAAAGAACUGCAAGUAACCGACUCCGGCAACGUGGUAGCAUGCAAGAGUGCAUGUGCAGCGUUUAACACGCCGGAGUUCUGUUGCACUGGAGGCCACUCCACGCCGCAGACCUGCUCGCCGACCAGCUACUCGGAGAUGUUUAAGAGGGCCUGCCCGACGGCGUACAGUUACGCAUACGAUGAUGCAUCCAGCACGUGCACCUGCACCGGAUCUGAUUACUUGAUCACGUUCUGCCCCACCGGAUCGUGAUUAAAAUUUGGAUGAUACCCAGUAACCCAGACCCCAUUGUCGUCCUUUUUUUGUAAAAAAAAAAUAUUUUACUAUUGGAUUUUGAUUUUAGGAGGGCAGUGUUGGCAUUUAAUUUGUGUGGGGACAUAUUAUUAUUAUUUAUUAACUGGGUGUUGGCUAGUAGUAUUGGUUUUUCAUCUAUUA